Caenorhabditis sp. 36 PRJEB53466 is the source of this 6301-nucleotide messenger RNA. NCBI's taxonomy places the organism in Eukaryota, Metazoa, Nematoda, Chromadorea, Rhabditida, Rhabditidae. The record is from the annotation of a GenBank genome assembly.
AUGAGACCAACCGAAGAGGACAUGCUUCUGAUGAAGGUAAGUUCGGGUUGUACUUGUUGUCAGAGGUUUCGAGGGUGUUUUUGUGAAGUCAUAUGACCCCAAUUGUUGUUGACUGGAUCGGCCAAAUCUAGAACUAUUUCUAGACUUCGCUCUUGUCUAUUUUCUCGGCAUUUCUUACCCUUUUCCCAUGUUCUUGGGGGAUUUUCUCAUUUUUCAUGUUCCUUCAAUUUUUCUGCCUAUUUUGACUGUAUCUAGAAAUAUUUUAACUGUUCCUGGCGGUUUUAUAGAUCCAGAAAACUUUUCUCGGAUCCUAAGCGGGGUUUCGAGAUGUUCAUAGGGUAUUUCCAGUGUGAUGAAGAAUCUGAUCAAUUCAAAAGCCUUGGAACUUGUUUUAAUCUGACAUAAAGCUGGAAAUUUUGCGUAUAGGGACUCUCCCACUUCAAAGUUAAACUUUUCGUACUAUUACCGCUUAUCAAGAUCAGUGCAACUAACCUCAAGCCUUAUUGCCUUCUGAGACCACCUUAGAACCCCCUUUCUACAGUCGAAACUCUAAUUUUGAAACAGUCAUGCCACGUCGAAGUUGCGUUUUAGGACAAUUUUUUCUUAUCGCCAGAACCAUUACUAUUACUAUCGUAUGACCACGUUUCGGUGGAUGAUUAGAAAAGGGUCUAGGGUCCACCUCGAAUGGCCGAUGCACUAUAUAGAGACCUCUUUCCGUGAGAACUUUUUGACUUUUCGCACACCUUUCCAUUUCUAUCGAUUCAAUUUCUUCUUUCUCUCUCUCUCUCUCUCUCUCUCUCUCUCUCUCUCUCUUUUACUCUUUUCCUGUCACGUACAAUCUUACCUUUUUCGUAAUGGGGCCUGAAAAUAUUGCGAAAUCUAACUGGUCGCGAAAAAAAAAACAUAUUUUGAUGAGCUUGUGUCCAGCCUAUGGGAGAAGAAGUAGUAGAAGGGAAGAGUGGAGGGGGACCAUUUUUUGAAAUGCGAUAUGGUGGAGCCGGGCUGGAGCCCCUGUGGAGCCUCCAGAAAUUUCUAUUUACCCCCCCUCCCAGUGGCUUUUUUUGGCGCUAGUUUCAGGAGUUCCCCCAGCCGCUUCUUCACAAUUAAAUCUAUGCAAAUAUUGGUUUUUCUCUUGUCUCCCUGUCUCCUCCUCCUCCGAAGAAAAUAGGUGUCAAAUUUGCCAGUAUUGGUUUAUGAUAUCAGUUUAUUUGUUUGCCCUUUCGGGUAGGUUCAUCAACUUUUUCCAAGACCCUCCUCUUAAUUUUUUUAAAAUUAUUAAUGGGGGGCCUGUAUUGUACAGUUUUUGAAUGGAAAUUUCGAAAGGAAAGUGAUGGGAAAGGAAGAAUUUUUCGACUGAUAAGGCGGGAAAAAGUGAUGACGUGAUGAUUAUGAUGUGCCACACCUUAUUACCUGAUUGGCGAAGUUGGGGGCUUUUAGGGAAUUUCUGGAAAAUUUAAAAAUUUAAAUAAACUGAAGUAACAAAAAUGUUCCGAGGGCUUUAUUUUUUGUUAGCUGAAACUACUCAAACAAAAAUUUUGAAUUGAUUUUAGCGUCCAAAAAUUUGUUCAAAAAUGUGUCCUUGCAAAAAAAAGAAAUUUAAUGGUGAUGACUCAUAGGUUCGUCCAUUGUGACAGGUGAUGGUGAUGACAACUUUUUCGAGAGAAAAAAAAAUGUGCGCCCACUCUUUUUGGGGGAAGGCCAGAUGAUGAACAUUUGGCCAGAAGUGGAACCGCAGGAAGUUGAGGGAAAGAUGUAUGGUAGUCUAGAAGCUUCUGAUGGCACAAUUUUUCGGGUACAUUGAUACAUUUUUCAUUUAAAAAAGGUACCGUAAGUACUGUAAUAGAAGGGCACCUCAAUAGUGUUUAUUCAAGCCAGUUUAUCGCAGCUAUCGAUGGAGUUAUCGAAACGUGCUAAAUUGAUAAAAUGAAAAACAUUUAAUAAUAACUCAUUUAUUCAUUUCGUUGUGAUAAUUUUGUUUUUUGACAAUUUUUUGAUAUCUCCACCGACAGCUGAGAUAAAUCGAUUUGAAUGGACACUACUGGAGUGCCCAAUCCUUUAUUCUAACGGGGUAAGGUGAACUUUUAUACAAAAUCCAGCGCUAUGGUCUCAAAACUGAUCAAAACGCAAUUUGUUUUAGAGGAUUCUAGACUUUGACGUUUCAAAAAUUGUCUCCAUUUCUACCACCAAGAUGUGAAACUUCUGUUUUUUUCUGGUACAAAUUGGCGUAAAAUCCAAGUCAAACCCCUCGUCACUUCUUCAUUUCUUCAAUUCCAAUCUGUGGUUUUGGUUCUUCGCAUAUAUUGCGUCUUUAAGAGAUUGCCCCGUGCUCCUUUGCUCAUCUCGGUUUUCCUUCUUGAAAUUGCCCUCCGGCAGCCUUCUUCACCCGUCCACACAUCCGUUUGCCACUUGUAUGUAAUAUGAUACCCCUUCUACCACUACCAAUUUCAUUCUUUUUCAUCCUCCCUUAGUAUUUGGUUGAAGAUUUUGGGUCAAGUGGAGAACGAUGGAAAAUGAAUGGAGAAUAAAAAAAAUAAUUCUUGCAGGUGAUCAAGGAAGAGGAAAUAUCGGAAGGAGAGGAAGAGGAUCCAGAGGAAGAUCCAGAAGAUACUGAAGAAGAAGAAGAAGAAGAAGAAGAAGGAGAAGGAGAAGAGGAAGAGGCCACGACCACUACGGACGAAGACGAAGAAGUGGGAAAAGCCGAGGAAGAAGUGAAGGAGAAUCAGAAGGAUAGUGAAAAAAAGAAGAAGCGAAAGAUUGUCAAGAAGAUGUUGCCUGUGAACACUUCCGAAGGUGUCGUCGUUGCGCCAACCUCGUCGGCUGCUUUGGAAUACGCCAGUACGGUUAGUUCGGCACGAUGCACCAUGUGGAGUCUGGGGGAGAGGCUUAGAACCAUGGGAUAACUUUGAAAGUCUUUUAAAAUUUCGGUGUUGAGCCGAUUUUUGAGCAUUUUGAUUAUAUCUAGAUCUGUAGAUUAAGAAAUUCUCUAGAACAUCUAUGUCAGAAGUUUCCUAAGCGUUUUAUUUGUAUUUCCUAAACUGGUCGAUGCACCAUGUGUCUAGGAGUGGAUCCUUAUCAGUGAAAACCUGAAGACAAGAGGUGGGACGUGUGAUAGUGGACGAGAAGUUGUUUUUAGUGAUGAUUCACGUUUUUCUCUCACUCUCCGAGCAUUUUACCUAUAUUAGUAGACGCGAGAAGAAGUGAGUGGGCGGUUAUAUCAAUUUUGCUAACAUUCUCCGCAGAUGCUCUCAGAAUAUUGAAGUUUUCAAUUGAAAAAGUAGGUGAAAUUUGUGUUCAAGCAGAAAUUACGAAAUUUUGGAACCAUACACACAAAAAUUGUUCUGAAAACUCUGCUAUUUCUAAUGAUUAGAAGCUAAAAAACUAAUUAAAAUUAUUUUCGCGACACUGGUUAAAAAAUGCAUUAAAAGUGUGUUAAAAGGCUAGAAAAUGUUGGAAAAAUGAUGGUGGCCAGUGGCAGGGACACAUGCUAGAUAUGUGUGUGUGUGUGUGUGAAAAUGUGUGGACACAAGAAAGAAGAGGGGCCGGGCCUCGUUGCCCAAGAAGCCAAAUAUUUAUUCAAUUUCUAUUUAUUUAUCCAAACCAAACGAGGGCAAGACCCCACCGAAGGCCACCGGAUGCCAUCCGAAUUCGUUCCGAUCUGCAAAAAAUUUUAAGAGAGAAUCCGGAAAAAUUAAUUUUUAGUGUUGGCCCCCGUAAAGGUUAAGGAAGAAAGGCAAGGGAAAGGUGGGCGUGUCGGUUUUUAGGGUUACUGUAGUCUCCGACUGAGGAUAGGCGUCUCGGGUCUCGGGCGGCGAGUGGGCGGGGUUUUUCCCCCUAGUGGGGGGAGGUGUGUGCUCUGGCCAGUCUUCUCCCGAUCCCCCAGUGUGAGAACACCUUCUUGCUGCUUGUUUGGCCAUUGAUAGUAGUUGUUCUUCAAUCAAUUGCAUAAAGUUUAUUUUUUUACCCCCCUCUUCCGUAUCUAUUUGUUGUUGCUUCUGUUUAAGCUCCUCCCCCAUCGGAGGAGAUGGCAAAGGACCUUGUUCCAAAUAUUUGUAUUUGAUAAAUAUUUACAUAAUCCUUUCACCUUCCCCUCCACUCCUCCCUUAACCAAAUCUGAUCCGAAAACGAACAACUAUGAAAAAACAAGAAAACAAAAAAAAAAGUUGGUGUCUUACAGGCAAUGAACACGCAGGACUAUCUGCCCACGUACUCGAACACCACCAAUGCGCUUAACUAUCCACCAUAUGCGGUAAGUGGGUCGAUGCCCCGUGUGGAGAAGGGGCCUUAUAGAUUUGCAAGGAGUAAGCUUCAAGUAGCAUCGAAAGUGUUUGAUGCACCACGUACAACCAAUCCUUUUUUUUUAAAUUUCAAGCUUCGAGCCUAACAAAAACGUUUACAGUACGGAACGGCCACGAAUGGACUCAUCAACUAUAACUACAGCCAGUACGCUGCCAACCAAAUCAAUCCGAGCUACAUUAGCUCCACGACCAACUUCAUGCAAGGAGGUGGCAUUUCGCCGUUGGGUAAUAAUUCAUAUUGUCCACCUGGCCCGAGUGAAACCCGAUCCACUUAAGGUUUUGCCAACGCAUCGGCCAACGCCAAUGCCUCGUCGAUCACCUCGUCGACGGCCGUCGUGCAGAGAUCCUCGAGGACUUCCAGCUCGACCGCGUCGACGAUCAACGCGGCCGCCGGCUCGCCCGGAGACCGUUCUUACUCGGGAAGCGGAGGACAAGAGCUGACAGUUCAGGAGUUUGAGAACGUACGCGAGAAGAUUCGGAGGCAGGGAACUUACGGAGCAUCAAAGCCGCCUUACUCGUACAUCUCUCUGAUCACGAUGGCGAUCCAGAAAAGUGGCACUAGACAGUUGACACUUUCGGAAAUCUACAAUUGGAUCAUGGACCUCUUCCCGUACUAUCAGAACAAUCAGCAGAGGUGGCAGAAUUCUAUUCGACACUCUCUUUCGUUCAAUGACUGCUUUGUCAAGGUUCCGAGGUGUGUUUGGGGUGGCCGAUACACCAUCUGGAAGGGUCUUGCCUAGAACUAGCAGAAUCUCUGUUCAAAAAUCGGCCGUGAAGCUGUUUUGAUUGAAACCUAAAAAGUUCACCUUCAUAUCUACAUACAUAAAUAGUUUUCCGGGUACAAUUCAUAAUACUAUAUAGUCAAGGUCCUUUUCAUCUAUUCCCCAAUUUCACAAUGUUCCCGGCUGUAGCAGCGCCACAUUUCGGCGCCGUCAACGGUGCGUGAAGCUGUGAGAAUUGAUGACCACCGCCCGGGCGCCCUCUUGUAGGAACGGAGGGGCCGCCACCCCCAAUUAGUCUUCUUUUGCGAAAAAGUGCAUGUAAAUGAUUUCCGGAAAACUUCCAUCAUUUGUUUUUUUUUUUUAGGUUCCUAUGAAUCAUGAACGGGCGUUUACAUUUGAUAUCCUAUUGAAAGGUUUGGCGUCGACAAUGCACCACGUGAAAGGGGGGGUUAGGGUUAUUUUAAGACCAUCUAAGACUAUAUUGAAUGCGCGAUUCACAAUGUAAUAGUUUUAGACUGGUAUAGAAAUCUUUCAGGGACAUCUAAAUAGUUGAUGCUCCAUGUGAUCACCUCAAAGUCACGUUUGACCUAUUGCAGAUCUCCGGACAAGCCAGGAAAAGGAUCGUUCUGGACACUCCACGAGCACUGCGGAAACAUGUUCGAGAACGGAUGCUAUCUGAGACGUCAGAAGCGUUUCAAAGUCAAGGAACGAGAACCGAGCAGAAAGAAGAGAAACGCGCAGAACGGAGGCAACCAGAACAGUCAGAAUCAGGUGCCGAAGGUGGAGGUGAAAGAGGAGGAUGCUCAAGUUCAACAACAGUCUCUCGUGGCCGGAUACCAGAUGAAUGUGGGAACCAUAAAAGGAGAAGUCAAGGAGGAGAAGGCAGAAACCUCCGCAGUUCUCGAUCCGACCGUCAGCGCCACUUCUAUGGGAAAUCAUAGUCAAACGACUUCGGUCAUCUCGUCGGUUGGCACCACACUGGGAGCACAGCCACAGGUACCUAAAAUGUCAUCGAAUCGUUUCCAAAACACAAAUAAUUAUUUCAGUUGAACAUGAACGGCCAGUACUCUCAGUACAUCUACGGAUCCACGGACUUCUCCUCGAAUCUGCUGCUACCCCAGUUCCAGACAAAUGGACUUUAUACGCCGACCGGAUCGUAUUUGACUCAGGAUUACACUGGGUAUCAGAAUACCCUCUACAGGUUAGUGCCAUUGCUCAAACUUGACUUUCUAAUUUCUCUAUUUUUGCAGCUCAACCAACCCGAACUCGGCAGCGAAUCUCUAA